This is a messenger RNA of Chara braunii, 1656 nucleotides long. NCBI's taxonomy places the organism in Eukaryota, Viridiplantae, Streptophyta, Charophyceae, Charales, Characeae. The record is from the annotation of a GenBank genome assembly.
AGCCGGGUGCAACGAAUGUCUCUGUCGCGGAAAAGAAGAGAAGGAAAACAAGGAAACCUAGUAGCAGAACUGUUAGGGUAACACCACCUGUCCAAUGAGGACGGGUGCCACGUGUCCAAGGACAGGUGUACAGGUGCCACGUGUCUACAGCAAAGGUGGACGAGUGUCACGUGCAAGCAAAGGUGGAGGGGUGCCACGUGUCCAAGGAGUGCGGUGCACGGGUGCCUCGUGUCCGAGGAGAGGUAAACGGGUGCCACCUGUCGAACGGAAGAGGAAGGACUACAAGGUGCAAUCAGUGUCCGAGAGAGGAACAAAUGACGAGGAGGAGGAGGGAGGGCGGGAGGGGAAGGAGGAGAAGAGUAGAACCGACGAAGGUCGAGUUAGGGGACGUUUAGCAGAGGAGAGGAGAAGUAGAGAAGGUAGACGAAGAUCUGAUGGUCGUUGUAGCAACACAAUUCAAGGGCGCCAUCUUAUAGCAGAUGACAAAGGACGAGUUUGCGAAAGGCUGAUUGUUGAUGUGGCAUCAGGAUGCUGCCCUGAAAGUUCUGGCCCUCGAUUCCAGUGUUUAGGUUGCAACUUGACUUCACGAUGUUGCUCUGAAUACGAGAAUUGUGUGUCAUGCUGCGUCAACCCAGCACGGGUUUCUCCCGAAGCUGUGCUUCAAGUCAGACAAGCAAACCAGCCAAGUUCAGGACAAUACCGGAGCUUGUUCGAGUACUGUGUGGGACGCUGCCGACACAAUUCCAAGAGUGUGGUUCAUGAGAAUGCGUACAGCAGCGACCAACAUCAUUGUUUUUCGCUUCCUCAAACCGCAGUCUCUACAGUGACACAAUAUGUCGAGUCGCGUUCAUUCCACAUGGAUUUCAACCUCGUUGUAUCAUUUGCACUCGAUUAUAUAUUUAACUCGUUUCUGGAAAUCGGAAAUUCUGGUGCAGAUUACAGAAAUAUUUCGCCUGCAGGGGUCCAUGCGUCGGAAGCAUGGGUGGUGACCAACCCGCAGAAGUGGUUGCAACAGCGCCUCGGUAUAUGAAUCCAGGGGCAUGCUUAUAUAAUCUCAAGCCUGCACUCUUUUCGUGCUCUGGAAAGCAUCCUAGCACACGCCGACUUUGUCCAUGCGGGUAGAUUAUUGGGCUAGAGAUAAGGUGAACUUUUUUUCGAAACGAUUUCUGUACCUUUCCACUUUUUGCUUUUCAACUUGUUAGGUGUUUACAGAGAGAUGACUGUUGUGAUUAUGUUGAAGUCAUCAUCUCUACAUUGUCAACGAUGGUGGGAUCUGGAGAUUCCCAGUCAAAGGCUAGAAAUUAUUUUGUGAUUUCUGUCCGGAUGUAAAGGGUGUUAUGAAAUCAGUGUGAAGAAAGAGAGAGGGCAGCAACAGGGUCUCCCUGUUCUGUGUUGUGAUACAAGUUAUAAAAAUGAUUUUUCAUUUUUGUCUUGGUCUCCCUCGUGGUGAGACGAGUGUUAAGAAGAGAGAGGGCGGCAAGUCAGCGACGGCUGGUCUUGGUCUUUCUUCCUUGCUUCAAACUUUUUUUUUUUUUUUUUCAAUUUUAAACAGGGAUUUGUGUUGGUCCCGGCUCCAGUCUUCCGGCGGUCUUGAGAGCAUCAGUCUGUUUUCGCUCGUCCGGCGAGUUGGCAAAAUAGUAAAAUAAAAUAACAACC